AUGGCGAAAGAUUUGACGACGACUGUAUUCGAACCCAUCGAGCCCGAGGGCCUGGCGCUCGCUUUGAUGGUGACGACGAUUGUGUUUACUGUCUUAUCAACAAUUGUAGUGGCCCUGCGUUUUUAUGCUCGCAUUUCGCUUGGCCUGUUCUCCAUUGAGGACUGGCUGAUGCUUGCUGGAUGGCUCAUCAACCUUGGACAUAAUGCUGCAGUCAUCGUUCUCUCAUAUAGUGGUAUUGGAUCGCCCGACGAUGUCAUCACGGUCGGCAUGCAGUUCCAUAUGGGACUGUGGACAAUCAUCUGGCAAUUCCUCUACGUCCUGGACGGUGCUCUCAUCAAGUCUAGCAUUAUCUGGACGCUGCUCCGGCUCGCCAAGGGCCUGAACAAGAACUACACGCGCAUUCUAUGGGUUCUGUUUGGCUUUGCCUGGAUUACAUGGCAGAUCUCAUGGCCGGUGGCAAUCUUCCAGUGCAAGCCCGUCGCCGCAGCCUGGGGUGAGCCUGGAGACUGUACCUCGGGUCAGACAGUCAUCUUGAACGUGUCCUACUUUGUUUCCGCCGCCAACAUCUUCACCGAUAUCUCGACCUCGCUUGUGCCCGCCUUCUUGCUUCGCCACGUCCAGAUCCCCCCGAGAUUGAAGCUGGUCACCAUCGGUAUUCUGUCUCUGGGUGUUCUCGCAUCUGUAGCGACAACCAUUCGUAUCACCUACACUUGGGCCUACACUACGCCUCACAACAGAUAUUUCGAGAUUGGCAAGAUUGUCCUGUUGACCGUGCUCGAGUGUGACCUGGGUAUCAUCGCUGGUUCGAUGCCCAUGCUGCGUACUCUUCUGCGUGUCGUCGCUCCCGGACUUGCUGCCACGGAUGGCGCAACCCCUUCCCGCGAUAUCAACCUCAAGACGAUUGGCUCCACUGGACGACGCACUCACAUGAAGCUGACAAACGCCGCGGAGUCAAAAAACUAUGACAAGGACUACCAUUUCCAAGACCGGGAAGGUAGCGAUGACAACGAAUCGAGCCGCCACAUCAUCCACGUUACUCGCAAGAUCGAGCAGGACAGCGUUUCCGAUCGGGGCGUCAUGGAUGACCACUACCAAGUCGUCGUCACAAGCAGCGACGGACAGGGCGUAAGCUACGGAGGUGAUAGAUUUCACUAA
Messenger RNA from Trichoderma gamsii, 1155 nucleotides. RefSeq lists its product as hypothetical. The transcript has 3 exons. Bases 1 to 1155 code for a protein of 384 amino acids. NCBI's taxonomy places the organism in Eukaryota, Fungi, Ascomycota, Sordariomycetes, Hypocreales, Hypocreaceae. The record is from RefSeq and is a predicted model, not a curated record.